AUGGAUAAUUUUACAGGAGAAGACAUAUACAGUUGGUGUAUACAAAGAGGGAUUAACCCAAAGAAGUGUAUGGGAGUGGGAGGAAAUUUUUCUGACAUUCACGAUGAUGCAGUAGUAGUAGGAACUUUAGAUAAAUUGUAUGGGGUAAGCAAACCCCGGAUUAUAGAUAAAUGGAGAGAGGAUUCAGCGGAAGUUGUGGCUAUAUUAAUAGAAACAGAAAAUGAGUUAGAUACCUGUUUAAUACCUAUGAUGAUUGUAGCAAGUGUAGAGGUAGGAAGAAGAUGGCAUAUUAUUUGGCCUAAAAUUGGAAAUGAAGAAGCCACUAGUGCUCAUAUAUCAGCUUUCUCUGAAAAGUCGGUAGGAAGUGGUGCAAAUAGUAAUACACAGGGAAGCCGUGCAAAUGUGAAUGAGGGACAGUUUGAGACCAUGGUGGAUAGAGUGGUCACUCAGCUAGAGAGAUGGAACUAUGAGGGAAGUUACAGAAGGCUGAGAAUAUUUUCAGGGAUAGUACCUGUGCCACUUGGUGAAGAAACGUAUGAGGCUUGGAAAAAAGCUGCGGUUCAACAAGCUGAGAAGUGGCAAUGCCCAGAUCAGAUAAAAAGGCAAAGGGCAGUAGAGAGCCUAAGGUGGCCAGCCAUGGGAAUUAUUCAAGCAGCUAGGAGGAGCAAACCACAAGCCACACUGGAAACUUAUUUUGAAGCAUUGGAUUAUGCGUAUGGCACCUUAGAGGAUGUAGGAGAUCUAACCUCUAGAUUACAUCACACAUUCCAGGAACCUGGGGAAAAGCUUAGUGUUUACCUAAUAAGAAUAGAUAAACUCUUGUAUAAAAUAGCAGAUAAGGGUGGUAUCACUAGAGAGGAGGUGGAUAGAAGCAGGAUGAAACAGCUUCUCAGAGGAGCAUUGACUACUGACUCUGUAGCCCAAAAAUGA
This is a messenger RNA of Pseudophryne corroboree (corroboree frog), 930 nucleotides long. RefSeq names its product paraneoplastic antigen Ma1 homolog. The record is from RefSeq and is a predicted model, not a curated record. Lineage: Eukaryota; Metazoa; Chordata; Amphibia; Anura; Myobatrachidae. The transcript has a single exon. The coding region runs from base 1 to 930 and encodes 309 amino acids.